Messenger RNA from Chenopodium quinoa (quinoa), 1989 nucleotides. Its product is annotated as putative RNA-binding protein Luc7-like 1. NCBI's taxonomy places the organism in Eukaryota, Viridiplantae, Streptophyta, Magnoliopsida, Caryophyllales, Amaranthaceae. Gene Ontology annotation, molecular function: mRNA binding. Gene Ontology annotation, biological process: mRNA splice site recognition. The transcript has 11 exons. Gene Ontology annotation, cellular component: U1 snRNP; U2-type prespliceosome. Bases 154 to 1119 code for a protein of 321 amino acids. The record is from RefSeq and is a predicted model, not a curated record.
AAAAAAAAAAAGUGUAGAUCUUUGAGUUUUUGUCAAACUCCUCACAUCAUAAGUGCGGAAUCUUCCCCCACUUCUCCCCCUCGAAACACAAACUCCUCAAAACCAAAAACCCUAAUUUGAAGAACUCGCUCCUUUUUUCAGAGGAGAGAGAAAAUGGAUGCGAUUCGGAAGCAAUUAGAUGUGUUAAUGGGUGCUAAUCGUAACGGAGAUGUUACUGAAGUUAAUCGCAAGUAUUUCGAUCGAGAUGUUUGUCGUCUCUUUUUGUCUGGUCUUUGUCCUCACGAACUUUUCCAGUUAACGAAAAUGGAUAUGGGGCCAUGUCCAAAGGUGCAUUCAUUGCAAUUACGGAAAGAAUAUGAAGAAGCAAAGGCCAAAGGCGUUGAUAACUACGACAGGGAUUUAGAGGAUGUCAUAGACAGGCUCAUUGUUGAAUGUGACAGAAAAAUUACUAGAGCUCUCAAGCGUCUUGCAGAUGAGGAUGCUAAAGCUGCUAUUGCAAUUUCCGUGUCUGAUGUUACCCAGACAGAAGAGAUCAUAGAGUUGUCCAAGCAGAUUAAAGAGAAGUUGAAAGAAGCUGACCAGUCUGAUCUUGAAGGCAAAACAGAUCUUAAAAUCCGAGCUUUGGAAGAAGUUGAAGAAUUAAGGACAAAAAGAGCUGAUAAACAGUCCAUGCUUCUUUUGGAUGCUUUCAACAAAGACAGAGCCUCUCUACCACAGCCGCUUCCCAAUCCUCCUCCAUUGGCUCCUUUACCUAUGCUUGCUCCUGAUGCUCGUACUCAAGAAUUGAUAAACGAGAAACUGAAGAAAGCAGAGGAUCUAGGUGAGCAAGGGAUGGUUGACGAAGCACAGAAAGCAUUAGAAGAAGCUGAAGCAUUAAAGAGGCUUGCACCAAGGCCAGACCCCUCAGCAGAUCCAGCAAAGUAUACUGCCGCUGAUGUUCGCAUUACUGAUCAGAAGCUACGUGUCUGUGAUAUUUGUGGAGCAUUCUUAAGUGUUUAUGAUAGUGAUCGUCGUUUAGCAGAUCAUUUUGGGGGAAAGCUUCAUUUGGGCUACAUGCAAAUUCGUGAGAAAUUAGCUGAGCUUCAGGUGCUGGUCUGUAAUCACAUUGUUCUUCUGUAAAAGGUCUCGGUUUUGCCAUCUGUGAGUUCUUCUUUUACUUAGAAGAGUGGUUAUUGCAAUUUAUUAUUCUGACUUGGUAUCUAUGCUUACCUUUGAGUUCGAACCGGGCUUGAGAUAGAGAAUGGUGACCAAUCCAUGGAAUUUUGAAGAAAAGGUACAAAGGGAAAGAAUUUGAGCCUCAGGUUAUGGCUGGGGACAUAAAUUAGUAAAUGUUUUUCUAACCUGUACUCCAACUUAGGUUUGAGAUAUAUGUCUAUGACUGCUUCGGUUCAACUUCUAUCAGACAUCACACUUUUAUUGCUUUGGAAAUGGUUUUAUAAAUCUAAUGCGUGGUUAGUUAGCUAUUAAGGAGGUUGAUUUUUGGUUUUCAAAUCUUCCUUGAAUCCGAGGUACUGUUUUGCUUUUCUUAACAUCUGACAUCAGCCUAUUCCUCUGUGUGCAAGAAGCUAGCUUGAAAUUUUGUAAGUGACUUUAUGCUGAACUUUUUUUUUCAUGCUGUAAAUGAAGAGGGAGCAGGGGGGGGGGAGGGUGGGGGGAGAGGUAUAAUGGAAGGGUUAUAUUUUAUUAAAGUAUUAUUAUUAUUAUUAUUUUUACGUAGUAUCUGAAUUGAGCUCUGCAUUAGUACAUCUCUUGUCAUACUAAAGGAAAAGUUGAACUUGAUGGACAUGUACAAAGCAGUGAUCUCAUGAUCUGGUCAAACUCUUCAAAGCACUUGACCGGUCUUUUUUAUCGGCCAUAAACAUCUACUUUUAAGAAACCGCCUGGGGGUUUCUGUCUGCAACAUUCUGUGGGUGUCAGGUUUCUAAUUAUCUGGCAAUACUCACUGCUGGGUCCCACUUACUCCCUGUCAUAUCCUGGUAUUGCUAUAUG